AUGACCGAAAGGAUCAACGCCGUCCUCCUUUCAAUUCGUUUUCUUUCUUCUUGCUCAGUGUGUAUCUUAGGUUCUCUCUCCUAUUCAACACUCUCUCACCUCAGCAUUGAACUUUUUACUUUCAUUCAAUAUCAUACUCUUUCUCGGGUCACUUUUACCUCUCACUUCUUCUCUCUUUUUCUCUUAUUCCUUAACUUUCAUUCUCUUCCUCUGAUCUCUUUUACCUCUCUCUUCUUUCUUUUUCUCAAAUUCCUUCAUUUUCAUUCCCUUCCGCCGAUCAUUUUUUCUCUCUUUUCUUUUUCACUUACAUUCUUUUCCUGCGUUUUUCCUCACCUUUCUUUUUCGCUAAUUCCUUCACUUUCAUUCCAUCCCUCCGAUCAUUUUUCUCUUCUUUCUUUUUCCCUAAUUCCUUCACUUUCAUUCUCUUCCUCCGAUCUUUUAUCUCUCUCUUCUUUCUUUUUCCCUAAUUCCUUCACUUUCAUUCUCUUCCUCCGAUCUUUUAUCUCUCUCUCUCUCUUGUUCUCUAAUUCCUUCACUUUCAUUCUCUUCCUCCGAUCUUUUAUCUCUCUCUUCUUUCUUGUUCUCUAA
Molecule: messenger RNA, 588 nt
Organism: Acanthosepion pharaonis
Lineage: Eukaryota; Metazoa; Mollusca; Cephalopoda; Sepiida; Sepiidae
Source: the annotation of a GenBank genome assembly